UCAACCUGUUCUAUAACAUCACUCCCGCGAAGAGUAUCGUAUCUGUGGGGUGUGGAAGCUACUGCGGGUAUAUAUAUAUAUUGACCAUAGCUUGAACUGAGCAUCAACGGGAGUAGUUAUCGAUAAUGCGGGUGAAGUCGGUGCCCCCCUUGGCGGGGAUUCUGUGUAUCGGCCUCCUCUUCUCCUGGGCUGCUGCUGCUGCUGCUGCUGCUAAAGAUGGCGAGGAUGAAAUGGAUGAUAUGAUGGAGGAUUAUUUUGAGUAUUAUAUGCGAGAGUCAACUCGAUCAGAGGGAGGGUGCAAUAUGGAACUUGCCAGAAUGUGUUUCUUAGGAUUAUCGAAUGGUACUCUGACAGCAAUGGUAUCUAAAAAUAAAGAGAGGAGAAAACAUGCCUGCGAAAUGGUGUGGAAAACCAAGAUGUGUCUGGACGGUGUGAUGACGUCAUGUCCAGAAGAACGUCAUGGAAAGGACAAACUCCUGGAUCCAUUUGUCCCUCUUCUUAUUUCCGUUGCAGACACCGUUUGCGACAAAGGAAUGAACGCAGAAAAUGAUGAAAAUGAGGAAGAGGAAGAAGAUGAUGAGAAUGAUAAUGGUGUUGAUGAUGAUGAUGAUGAGGAGGAGAGAGAGGGAGGAGGUUUGGGCUCUGAGGGUGAAGACAUGGGCUGUGACAUGGAGAUGGUGGGGAUGUGCUUCUCCAAGUUCUUCUACACAGCAGCCGGCCUGUCCCAUCUCACAUCACCCUUCGCUUUCACUGAUGGAAUAUGCUGGCAAGCUGGAACUAGCCUGUCAUGUUUGUCAUCCACAAUGCCAAAAUGUCGUGAUGAGAAAGUUAGAAACCUUGUCGCCAUGAUCGCAGCACAGCUCAAAAUCACUCAGGAGUCUGCAUGCAAGAAAUCAAAAGGAUGUAACUUUGACAGAGCUAUGGAAAACAUGAGGGCCAUGAAAAAUGCUGUAGACUCCCCUUUAGUUCAGAUGGAAGGAUCCCCACUUUCAUGCAGUAUUUUUGAUGUAACAUUGGGAAUGGUUAUGGAUGACUUGAAAGACUGUCCACAAGAUGUCUACUCAAAGGUCAGCGGAGGGAUUUUUCUGAUUUCAAAGACCAGAGAGGCGUUGUGUGUAGGGAAGCACCCCUACAUACCUGUACCCCCAGUCCCAAUGCUUGAUGAAGUGACCACCCUGGGAGCUAUAGUCAACAGUCCAUUUGCAACAAAAGAAACAGUUUGCCCGUUGUUUGAAAUUGCCAUGAAGAAACUGAUGACGAUGAAGUCCGAUGAUGUCUCCUCCGACACAGUCAUGCAUUUGAUUGACAGUAGCAUGAGAAUGAUGGGAGAACUUUGUGCAGAUGAGCAAAUGUGGGCUCACCUGAUUAAUCUGACCAUGAUGAAUGACCCCACUCGACCGUGCUCAUUUAAAGAGUCAACCAUGUGUGACGUGGAUCGAGCACGGGUGUGCGUCAGACAGUCUCAGCUCGAGUAUCUAAUGGGGGAUGUGGAAAUGUUUGGUUGGGAACCAGUUUGUCAUGGAAUUGAAAAGAUGACCAGAUGUGUUCAGUAUAUGAUAAACGGAUGCAAAAAUCCCUCGAAUAUGACCAUAGAGAAGAUAGAUCCAAAAGUACGGCAGAUUUUCUCCCUGGCCGCGGAUCACUGCCCAGUGAAGAGCCUGUUGGAGAUGAGGGGGUCCUGUUACCCCAGUAAAUGUGAUAUCAACCAGGCCCUGGGCUGCUUUGCGAUUCCAACAGAGAGUGACAUUGCCUCGGGACAGACAUGCAGUUUUGUGAAUAAAACCCUAUCCUGUAUAAUGGAAAACACCAAUGGCUGUGGAAUGUUGGAGGCAGCCCAGCCAGUGGCCUACGCACUGAAGCAGUACGUUGAUUGGUUGAAGCCCUACUGUAUGAAUGUGAUGGUCGAUCAGAUGUUACAGUCUCUCCCUAACUGCACGGUUCAAUACCUGGAUGGAUUCAAUUUCCUCCUGGUCCAUUCCACCAACUUUACACAAGACUUCUGUGCCCUCCAUAUGCAUGUUUCCAGCCAUUGUGAAGAUACGAAGAAUUUGCCUGCACUACCAAGAUAUAACCAGGCCAAAAUGUACGCCAGGGGUGCUAUGAUUUCGUGGAUGUGUGAGCGCAAGGGAUAUGGUAAAGUGAUGAAUGAAACAACGAUGAAGAAAAGAAUAGAGGAGCUAUACAUGGAGUCCAAGGAUCUGACAGAAACAGAGAUGAUGAACUAUGGAAUGGCUGGCUCUUGCUUGGUUACAUACUUUUAUCGACUGAUGGAGUUCACCUCUCUUCCCAUCCCACAACGCAAAGGACUUUGCAGUGGCAUAGAGUACACCCAAAAAUGUGUCCACGAUCACUUUGCUAAUGCGAGUGAUGCCAGAAAACAGACAGCGAUGGAUGCAAUGAGUGUGGUGAUGAUGUUACACAAGCAGGUCUGUCCGGUGGAGAUGAUGGAUAAUAUGGAGAUGAUGGACAGAAUGGACAAUGGGGAGAUGGACAGGGAGCCCACCUGUAAUGUCAACGCCAGCAUGUGGUGCCUGGGUAAACUUGGUCAGUACCUGUCCACCGCCUCAGCCUUCCACCCCGACGCCCAGUGUGGAGCUGUGAAAAUGGCAAUGCAUUGUGUUUAUAACAAUGCAAUGAACUGUACUGACUCUGAAAAAGCAAUGGUAAAAGAAGCCAUGGAUCCCAUUCUGAGCCUGUCUGGGUCGUACUGUAAGGCUGACAUGGAGGAGGACUGUAAUAUAACCAAGGCUCUGGUUGAUCAGUUCAUUCCAAAGACGUGUGACAAGACCGCUGUUGAAAAUUGCUUGAACUGGUACAACAAUGCGAAGGAUUAUUAUGCAGCAGCCAAUAACACCAAAGCUAUCUGCAGCAUGGGGCACCAGGCUAUGUUGUGUAUGCAGGUUCACUUCAGAGGCUGUGAACAAGUAUACCUAACCAACACUGUAAAUCCUCAAGUAGAAAGCCUAAAGGCAGAGCUACAGUCCAAGUGUAUGGACAUGAUGAAAAAUGAGUCCAGUGAACAGAAAAAUUCCACCCAGAAAUGUGAGAUGCAACCUGCUCUUGUUCCCUGUGUUGGUGACAUUGAAUUGUGUUUCAACAGCAUGGAUCCAACAGAAAUAUGCUCAAAUCAAGCACAUUUAAAGUCUUGCAUCAGCUUAAUGAUGAGAGGCUGUGACAAAUACAUGGUGUAUUCCUACUCAAACUCCAUCAAGAUGAACCAAGAGUCACUGGAAGCUGUCAUCAAUGGAUCUUGUGACCUCCUCCCAUCAUCCUCUCUUCCCACAAUGCCAAGCAAUUUCUCCCAAGACAUGAAGUGCAUUGCAGGAAAUCAUGUGUUUGAGAAGUAUCUAUUCAAUAAUUCUGCAUCUCAGAAGAACUUGUGUGAAGUGUUCAUGAAGAUGUCAGAUUGUGUCCUAGACAACAGUGGCUCUGUGGCUCUCCCUUGGAGGAAAGCUCUGGAGUCUGUCAGCCAUUUGGUGAAGAAGCAAGUCUACUUCAGAUGCAAGGUUGUAGAUAAUUUGAAAUUGGCAUACCAGGAUGAUGGACUGAAUGUAACUGAUUUUGAAAUUCCAAAGAAUGCCUCCUGUGAUGUCAUGACAGCGUCAAUGUGUCUGAACAACUACGCCGCCUCUAACAUCUUCCCAGCAUUCUACCCAAUCAAGGAGAGGGAGAUGACAUGCAGGAAACGCAAGUCAGAUGUAGCCUGCAUCCAGAAGAGUUUAUCCGGCUGCCCGGCCGCCAUUAAGAUGAAGACCCUCCAUGUGAUGGACUGGUUCAAUAGCAUCGGUAAGAGUGUGGGAAUCUGUAACGAGGAACCACCAAGGAAAUGUCAACCAAAGGAGGCCAUGAAAUGCGUGAGCAUGCUCAGUGAAGGGGUCAUGAGAUUUGGAAUGACAAAGGAAGCGCCUGCUGUCUGCUCAGGUAUAUUUUCCACUGAGAUGUGUGUGAUAGAGUACACAAUGGGAUGUGAGGCGGAAGUCAGAGCUUCUGUGGAGGACGCUUACAGAGAUGUGUCGGCCAUUGCUGUCAAAACCUGCCAGAUGGACGGCGAGAGACUGAAGGAGGUCACAGUCAGAGAAGAAAUGUGUGAUAUGAAGAAAGCCAAAAUGUGCUUGACUGGAAUGUUUGAUGCAGUUGCUAUGACAACUGUUGCUACGGAAGCUGUGGAUAAUACGAAACUUUGCAGUGAGCUGCACAUGAUGGCUGAGUGUGUGGAGAGGAGCAGCAUGAGUUGUGGGGAGAUGGAGAGGAUGAAGAUCUCCGCCCACAAACCACUCAUCAUGGCUCUGCUCAUGGGAACCUGCUCCGAGCAAAAAGAGGAAAUGGAGACUUAUGAGUCUGGCCACUGUAAGAUGACCGCUGUGCGGUGCCUGAGGGAUUACAUCGAGAUCUCGGCCAUGGACUCUCUCUCAGACUACUGCAGACAAGUGCCCCUGACCAUGAAGUGCCUGUCUGAAGUGAUGCCGACCUGUGACAAGAAGAUCAAGGGCCUGCUGAGUAUGGCGGUGGAUCACAUCGGGGAGACAUCCAGGGGGCUGUGUAAGUCCGAGGGCUGUAACAUGGAGCUGGCCUCUAUGUGUAUGACAGAGGUGGGGGCCCUGUUAAAGAUGCCUCCCCAGACCUAUGCCGAGUCUUCUCUCUGGUGUGGAUUUGUGAAGCAGGCCCUGAGGUGUACAGAGAUGCACGGCCAUUCCUGUGACAUGAGACGGAGCCCUCUGUCAGAGUCGUGGUACAACUCCAGUAUGUGGAUGGUCCAUGUCCUCUGUAAGGACGACCCUGACCCUAACCCCAUCCUCUCUGUGGCCCCAGCCUACCAGCUGGAGGGACUGUUCUCUCUCCUGUCUCUGCUGGGAAAUCCCUACUCAACUAAAGAAACCAUUUGUCCGCAUUACAGGCAGAUGAUGAUGUCAGUGUAUGAGGCGGGCUUUGUCCUGAGCCCCGAGAUGUAUGCCCAGAUGAUACAGGUUUACAGUCUCCCAAUAAAGACAGUGGGUUACAUGUGUACUACUGGAGAGGAGGACUAUGUCAUGUCAGACAGGAAGGCCACCUGUGAUGUAAAGGCUGCCUAUAAGUGUGGGGAGGAAGCCAUGCUCCAUUCUCAUAUCACUAAUAGUAUUUUCUUUGGCUGGAAACCAGUUUGUGACGCUUUGGAAAAAAUGACAUGCUGUAUUCAGACCGUAACCAGUGAAUGCAUGGACCACGACUCGGUACUCGCUGUCAGCUCAAUGUACCAUGAGAUGUAUGCCAUUGUCGGAGAUAAGUGCUCUCCUCGAGACAUCUCGGCUCGAGUCAUGAAGACCUGUCCUAUCCCUAUACCAAAAAAGUGUGAGGUUGCUAAUGCUGUGAACAAGUGUCUAUUGAACAUUGGUUCUGAGGCUGAUAAAAGACAAAUCUGCACUGAGCUCCCAAAUGUUAUAAAAUGUGUGAAAGAGCACACGGAGGGCUGUGCAGCUACCCAAAAUGCCCCUCUGGAGUGGAUAGUGAGGAAGUACAAGGAGUGGCAGCAGUCUUCCUGUGACCUAAGUCGUGUGGAUCCCCAGGUGAUGGCCAAGGACGACACCUCAGAGCUGGCCAACUGUAGCAUGAUAUUCAUGGACAGCUUCUACAAGGGUCUGACUACACGGACCGACAUCAUGCAAGCUUUCUGUAUGUCCAUGGAAGAGGAAGAGAGAUGUCUGAGACAGGCCAAGCAUAUCCCCCUCACUAUACAGUUCAACCUGGCAGAGGACAUGAAUAGACAUGCGGAGUACAGGAAGAUGUGUAACAGGAGCUUCAGUAGCCAGCCCGCUCCUAGUGAACCAGCAGGUUGUAUGGUAGACAUGGCUUCCCUGUGUCUGGUGUCGUAUGGCACAAGUCUGAUGAACUGGAGGAUGGUUCCAAUGUCUGACCGGGUCUCCAUGUGUGGAAAAGCUCUGGACAUCUAUGGCUGUGUCAAUGCCAGCGUACAGGCGUGUUCCCAGCAGAGACAGGACAUGUUUAGGGAGGGCCUGUCCACGCUGACCGACCUCCACCGUGAGGUGUGUCCCUCCAUACUGCCGGCCAUUAAACAGAUGGACUAUGUCUGCAGCCCCGAUGUGGCCUCCAUGUGUAUCCAGCACUAUGGAAUGUACUUGAGUGGGGCCACUCCCAGCAAACAAGGCGAAGCAUGCAGUAAAUUCCACAAGACCUUGGAAUGUGUGCACAUGUCCACUAAGAACUGUUCUGAGGCGGUCAAGGAGUCGUUCUCCUCGUCUCUGGUUCAGGCCCGUAACAUGCUGGGUAACUCCUGCCCAUUGUUGUCCAGUGUCAUGUGUAACAUGGCCAGGUGGGAGACCACACUCAGUUACUCCAGGUGUGAACCGACCAAGGCGAACCAAUGUAUGCUGGAUCUGGAAAGUUAUUCCAGGGCCAAUAUGACUAAAAUGGACGGAAUGUGCAUGAAAUAUGCUGCCACAGUCGAAUGUGUUCUACAAAAUACGAUGACCUGUGACCAUGAUGAUGUCAAGGAAAUUAAUGUCACCAUGCAUGUGGUCAUGGCGACCCUUGGUGAGGAGUGCAUGAAGCUUGCUGCCUCACAGACAAACACUGAGAUACCUGAGGCAACCUUCCCCCUGCUGACAGCUCUCCAUGACUGUCGCCCCGAACCAGAGUGUACCACACGAUGGUUGGACUGUGCUCCAGAUAUGAAUGUCACUGUUGUUUGCAAUAAUGGAGAGGAAAUUGCCAAAUGCAUGUUAGAAAAGACUGUCGGCUGUGACAAUGGAACCAGGUUGUCAAUUGCCCAAGACAUCCGUAUGUUUGCUGAAGAAUUGGGGAAGUACUACAGGGGUGGGCGCUGCAACUUCUCAGAAAUUGUAAUGGAACACACCAACCCACUGGUUCCCUACAUGCACACCGACACCUGUUACCUGCGGUUUGCUGACAACUUUACUGCCGUCAUGAAGAACUCCUCCGCGACUCACUGGGACAUGUGUCAAGUUCUGAAUCAGACCAGGCACUGUCUGGAGAGGGAGAGCACAUACUUACCUCCCCUGCUACAGGGUGUGUGGAGGACAGCCGCACACAAAAUUGACCUCAACAGUUGCUAUUCUGGAUUUGCUGAGGCGAUGAUGAAGAUGAAUAUGACAAAGGAAGAGAAGAAGAUGAUGGCUAUGGAGAACUGGAAUAUGUCUCAGCUCUUCAACAGAACCAUGAAUGAGUCAUCCUACUGCAUGCAGGAGGAAGCCUCUCGCUGUACGGAGUAUCUAGGAGCCCUGGCUAUCUUUGGUGGAGCCAACCCCAUGGUAGAUAGGAAACACACCUGCAGAGACAUUGAGUUCUUGCAAAAAUGCAUCCUUCGGUCAACCAUGCAGUGUUCAACUAAGAUGCGCAUGAAAUACCUGAACACUGCCAGGACCUUGAACAACCUGGUCCAAUCCCAGGGCUUUUGUCUGGAGAGCAAGGAAGUUGCCAAGGACUCCUUCAGGGCUGAGGUGAUGAAGAUGGAGUGUAAAGAAAAAGAGGCUAUGCAGUGUCUGGGCAUGCUCAGUCUCUCCAUAUCCCAGCAGUACUACAUGAACUCCAAGAGUGCUGUCUGCUCGCAUCUUCUUCCAGUUGAGAUUUGUAUAGCAAAGAACACCGUUAACUGUAUGCCUCACGUCAGGAAGAACAUUGAAGCUACCUACAGGGACCUGAAGACCAUUGCUAGAGGUCUCUGUAGCUCUAACCGUAGGACCGAGUCGACAGCCAGGGACAAUGACCACUGCCUGGGUGACAUGCAGAUGGAGAGCACAAUGUGCAGUGUCCCUGAUGCUUUGUAUUGUUUGAAUUCACUCCAUACCAGAAUGCUCCAGACAGACGAUAAGGAGUCUGUCUGCAGAAUGUUGCCAGAGUUGAGGCAGUGUGUCUGGAGACAUGCCGGAGGAUGCGACAAGUGUCAGCGGGACUCUGUGUACUGGACCAUGCACGACGUGUUUCAGAGGCUGACCAGGCUCUGCCCCACCGCCACCUGUGACCCCUGCACCGCCCGCUGGUGUGUCGAUCAGUUUAACAUGACCAUGAGGGAGGGGGACAGGAGUCAGAUGCCUUGUGUGGAUGUGUGGAAGACUCAGCAAUGUAUGGACAUGAGUCUGACUGGCUGUAGCAAUGAAGAGUCCCACCAUGUCAGGGAGGAGCUGGGAAAGAGGCUGAAGCCUCUGGUACCCCCCUCAUGUCACGCCGAACUCAAGGCCUCCGAGUGUGCACUCCACUUUGCCGUCAUGGCCCAGAAGAUCUUAGGAGUGUCGGAGGACAUGAUGCCAGAAGCUGUAACAUCAGAGGUAAAGAAAAUGACUGAAGAAUACAUGAAGAACAUGCCAAAACCUCCAUCAUACGCAGAGCAACUGAAAGCCCUGCAGAGACUGGUGAAGAUAGUGAACAGCAUGGAGAAAUCGGAGACCUGUCCCCAGGAGUCAAAGGGCUGGCCCUGGGGUCUCCCAGAGGACCGACCCACACAAUGCAAGGAAGCAUUGUCAGCAGCAGCGUGUCUGGGGACACACAUACAACAGCUCCCUAAGGAAAAAAUACCAAUGGUCAAUGCCUCACUGCAUCUGAUUGGUCAGCUUCUGAUGGAUGAAUGCGAUAAGAAACUAUUAAAAUGCUUCAGUUGUAAGAAUGCCAAAUCAAAUGAGGAGUGUAAUAUGCAGCCAAUGGAAACAUGCAAGGGGCAUAACCAGAUGUGUUACACUGUAACCACACUGAAACCAAUGAAUGAAACUGAUGACCGAGCUAACAACGCCACAAAUAACAGACAGAAGAGGCAAGCCGUGGACCACAGGGUCAAGCCAGAGGAGCUGGGGUGGAUCAGUAAGGGGUGUGCCCGGAGAAUCCCGCUCCUGAAUCAGGAGACGCAGUGCUUAAGUGGAGGAAAGUGUGAAUACGCCUGCUACAAACCCGACUGUAACUACAUGUCUCACUCAGCCAUCAAAGAUGACAAGACCUGUGAUCCAAAGAUGGCAGCUGUUUGUGGAAUGCAUGCAGUGAGUGAUUUAUUUUCAAAGGAGAACACAGACUGUAGGAGAAUGAAACAGCUGUUGCAGUGUAUGCACCACCACACCUCUAAGUGUGUGUCCAGCGGUGGCCAGCAGAUGUAUAAGCAUGUCCUCCAGUUUGCCAGUACCCACGGAAUGGUCCGCUGCUUCGCCGAGCCAGAGAUGUGUCAGUGUGGCCGGUGUCUGACCCUCGUCUUCACCAAUCUGGCUCAGAACCCACUGCUGUCUCAGGACCAGAUCUGCAUGGCAGCAGCUGAGGCUCAGUCAGCCAUUGUGAAGUCAGUGAUGACACAGGAGUGCACAAUGGAGGACAUGAGUAACCUGUACGAGGCUACAAAGAUGGGCGUGUCCUUACUCGGCGACUCCUGUGCUCCUAAAUUUAUUGGCACCACACUCGGGAUACCCAAGUACAACAAGACCUGUAGCAUGAGAGCAGCUGAGAUGUGUAAAAACUCCACACCUUGGGAAGAGAGUGCUCGACAAAAUGACAGCCGUACAUGUGGCAUGGUGGGGAGGAUGUUCCUCUGUGUCCACCUCCACACUCAGGACUGCCCCGUGACCCGGGACGAGAUGAUGGCGGCCGUCAGCUGGAUGUCCUCUGUGGUGACACCUCUCAAGCCUUUGUGUGACUUCUCCAUCGUAGAGGCGGCCAUUAACGCCACCCUGAAGAGCAAGGACCAGCUCACUGCUGAUCAGAUGAAGACGAGGAUGAUGGAGGCAUUUAGAGAGCAGUCAGUGAGAGCCAAAGACAUGCUCAGCAACCUGAAUGUCCUACAGAAGACAGUGGAUGUUAUGGAGAGGGAACACAUUUGUAAGCCGUCACUAGCCAUGCACAACUGCUUCUUCAAUCUCGAGAACGUAGCACAGUCCCAAUUCUGUGGAGAAGCUAAUAAAACCCACACCUGUAUAGAAAUAAUGACUCGGGAUUGUAACCCAAUCCAAAGGGCACCUGUCAGCUACGUCUUUGCUGAUGUUCUGUUAAGGGACCCCAGGCGGUGCGGCAUUCCCCAACCCCGAGACCCUGAGGUCGCUAGAGAUCCCCUGUUUCAGCUGUCAGUUUGUGCAUCCAGCUACAGUUUGGCUGUACAGAAGGCGUACUCUACCCCGCCCACCAAGAACCAGACCCUGGAGAUGUGUGCAGCAGCAGUGGUACUGGACAGGUGUGUGUAUUACACAGAAGUCACACCCUCCGCCAAGGUCAUGGCAGGAAGCAUGGGCAUGCUUACUAAAGCUCUGAUGGACGUGUCCUGUAACCGAGUUCCUAUGGACUGGACUGGUGUGGUUUGUGAUGAGGACGAUGUUGUCUGUAAAAUAGCAAGGAACAUGUCAAAACCAGUGGACUGGCAGGAACCGCCCCCAGAGCCCAGUAGCUGUGAGUCUGCCCAUGCUGCAACAUGCAUGGCUAACUACGUGAUGAGACUGCUGACCUCCUCGUUCGCUCCUAUAGGGGAACAUGAUGAUAUCUGCUGGGAGAGGUUGUACAUGGAGGAGUGUGUUGUCAGUAAGACAGCCACCUGUACCUACAACAGGAAGCAGACGUUCCUGUCAACUGUCGACUGGUUCAAGAAUGUGACCGAGCCCAGCUGUUCUGUGGUGACCAGCCUUGAGAUGCCCAACUGUUCCCUGGCCCACAGGUGUGUGGAGAGAGGCCUGCACUACCUGACCCAGAGAGAAUCAUACCAAGACAUGGACCAGUUCUGCUGGGGAGCCUCAAAGAUUGCCCAGUGCAUUGAACAGCAUGCACCUAACUGCACACACCAAGAAAUGAUGAACGUGAGGGAGGGAGUAGAGAUCAUGGGCAAUGUGACCCACUUCUACUGUCCCCACCUGGAUGCCAUGAUGUGUCCCCUAACCAAGAUGGCAGGCACCACUCCUGGAGCCACCUGUCAGAUCAACAACAUGAGGAUGUGUGUGAGCAGGUUCUACGAGCUGACCAUGGAAAACUCGGCCAUGACUGAACAGAAGUACUGUGGACUGGUAACUGACACCAUCAACUGUGUAAUGAGGAACUCCAGUAAUUGUCAUCCUGCUUCUGUCCAUGAGAUCCAGGGGCUGCUGCGGCCGGGCAUGCUCAUUGCUAACUACAACUGCUCAGUACUGGCUCAGGUCUACGAUUCCUAUACUGUGUGUCCUAUCAUAGGAAACUGCUCCAUUGCCAUGGCAAUGGAGAAAAUUACGGACGCUGUUGCUCAGUCUACAACAAUGACUGGUUCCCAAUGUGGUUUGUUUAAUUCCGUUCAAAAUGAGCUGUCCAGGCAGACCUGUUUCCCACUAGAGACCUCCAUCAUCAACAAAGGUCUGCUUCAGUUCGCUGAUUACCUUACCAGACACUUCAACUGCCAAAGACAAACCACAGGGCUGUAUCAGGCCUCGGGGGUGACCUUUGACAAUAGCGACCUGGCCAAAUGUUCUGAUGAAAUGGGAGUGAGCUUAGGAAGCGCCCUCACCAGUCCAAAGUAUGGAGUGUGGGAUAUCUGUGAAUCGGCUCAGAGGUAUCAUGGCUGCCUGAAGUCUUUGUUCAGCAAGGCCAAGAGCACCCGAGAAAAGUUUAUCAUGAUGACCAUGAAGAAAUCAUACAUGGAUAUUGAGGGCUUUGUGAACGGAACAUGUGCUAAAUUAAAUAUGACCAGACUAACACCCUUAUCUGCUAAUGCUGCUGAUGAACCUGAAACAUGUGCUAAAGACCUGGCGGUGGGCUGUGUAUUGUCCUUCUCAAUGCAGGCGAUGCACAUCGGCCAGCUAAGACCUGAGGACACCGAGGCUUUGUGCAGGUAUCGAAUGGGUUAUUAUCAGUGCAUGAAGAAUGCUUCAGCAACAUGCUCGUAUGGAUUCACCUCACAGUUGCAGACCAUGUUCGAAUUGUCCAACUCCAUGCUGAUGCACUCCGAACAGUGUCCGGAUGAUGUCAGGGAACAGAACCAGCGCAUGUAUGAGGAGAUGUAUAUGGACAUGAUGUAUGGGGCGGCCAGGAACGACCUCUCUAUCAAGCUUGUGAUGGGAAUGAUUGCCGAGAGGGUGCAUAGCAAACAGGGCUCUGAUGGAGAGAGGGAAGAAAUGGACAAAGAGGAAAAUGAUAUGAUGAAGGAUAAAGAUGAGGAUGAUGAUAAUGAAAAGGAUGAAAUGGAAAAGGAUAAAAUGAUGAAAGAUGAUGAUGACGAAGAAACUGACAAAGAGAGAAUGAUGGAUGAACCUGAUAUGGAAGAUAUGGAUAUGAUGACAGAGGAUUGUAAUCCAAGACAUGCAUCCUGGUGUAUGAUGCAUUUCUCCUACUCUAUCCUCCAGAUCAACAAGUCCAACAUCAUGCAUAUUUGCAAAGAGUUGAAAUAUGCCAGUCCAUGUGUUUGGAAAAAUAUCAAGGGAUGCAGCCCCACAGCACAGUUCAUGGCAAUGGAUACGAUCAAACAGGUGAUGCAUUAUGGGAAGGGAAUGUGCAAGAUGGCUCUCUACAGAAUGUCAAUGUCAGAGGAGAUGUCAGACAAAGAGAUGGAAGAGGUCAGAGAAAUGAUGAUGUCCCAGGGCAUGCUGGAAAACAUGAUGGAAGAUAUGGAAGAAAAGAGGGAAGACUCUGAAGAAGACUCAAUGAGGAGAGACAUGAUGGAAGACAAUAUGGAUGACAUGCAGAAAGCAAAGAUGGAAAUGGAGAAGAUGCAUGCUGAGAUGAAGAAGAUGUUUGAGAGCACUGAUCAUGUUUCUGAGAUACAGAAGAGGGUGAGGGACUUUAUGUCUGAGGGAGGAGCCAUUAGAGAGAACAUGGAUGCCCUGAUGAAGCUCAUGAGUGUGGCCCCUGAAGAUGGAUUCUGCGUGGACCAGGCCAAAUACCGUGAAUUUGGUCGCUGUGACCCGGCCACUGCCAUGGAGUGCAUGUUGAGUAUGGACAGGGAACUCUUAGACCCAAUGUCGACCAGGGACCGACUCUGUCUAAAACACCAUGUUGCUGUCCGUUGCUAUGCAGCCAUGUCAGUUGGUUGUGAUCAUAUGACCAGCUCCAUGCUGGGCAGCAAUUUGGCGUUGAUGAUGUACAAGGUGGGUGACAAAUGUGAGACAACAUACACUUCACCUUGUCCCAAGAUGGAGAACGCAAAGUGUGAAAUGAAAGAGGCAGAAGAGUGUUUGGAAGAUCUCCAUCAAGUAGUGUUAGCGGGUCGUCACUUCUUGCCAUCCUCAGCCACCAAGAUGUGCAUGGUUGCUACAAAGACAAGAAAAUGCUUAAUGGACAAGCUAGCUCACUGUGAUGUGAAGACCAGUUAUGGUUUCCAUGAUGCUCUGAGACCAAUGAUGGAAACGUUGGACAAUGUUUGUAACAGCAUGCCAGCCCUUGGUUGUGUCACUUCCUUCCUCUGGAAGACAGCCUCCUCAGUGCUCCUGACCGCUGAUCUAGCCAAGGUGGGCUCUGUAGUACAGACCAUGAAAUUCUACACGGACCAAAACAUGAGUAUACCUGAUGCAAUGAAUGAAAGGUUGCAGAAGGAGAUGGAAGAUAAACUGAAUGGAUCCAGAAGUGAGGCGAUGACAAUGUUCGCUGGAUGGCUUGGAAGAGUGGUCGGUAAAGCUCCAGAGUGCAAGAAGGAAGAUGAAGGCAAUCAUGGAAUGGAAGAUGUGCUUAUGGGUGUUUCAGGGUUGAUCAAGCUCACCAUGAUGGAAGGAGGUUUAGUUGCUCCAGACAUGGCAUUCGUUGAACACAUGGAAAUGAUGAUCAGUAUGGAUGACAAGGAUAGUGUAAUGAGGAUGGCCAUUGAAGUCAUCAAUAAAACUCUAGUGGAGCACAAGAUGCAUCUCAAUCACUCUCUUCUUAUAAGGACAGCUGUAAAAGAAGUAAUCCAGAUGGGAGACAGUACAAAAAUGCUGCAGUUCUUCUAUGCCAAGAUGACCAAGGCCAUGUUAAAGAAAACCAUGGAGAAGAUGGGACUGAAAAUGAAGAUGGAUGAAGAAGCUGAGGAAGAAAUGGACAUGGAAAUGCAGAGAUGGAUGACUGCAGAAUUGGGAGAAAAAGUACGUGAGAUGAUGCCCAACAUGACGAAGAUGGUCUCGCCUGACUAUACUAUUUCUUACUUGUCUAAGUCAAUGGAAGCAAUGAAGAUGAAGAAAUGGGCUUCCUGUGCCGAGCUUGCAGAGACAGCGAACUGUCUGCAGCAGCAUGCUCACAUGAUCCCAUCCGAGUCCCAAGCCACGCUCAAUGUGACCAUGAGUGCACUCUUUGCAGUCGUCAAAGAAAUCUGUGAACCUUCCAAAUGCUUCCAAUGUAAUGGGAUGACAAAGAAUGAGGAAUGUAACCAACAAGGGAUUGCCAGUUGUGAGCCUGGACAAGGGUGUACCACCACCAUCAUCCAGGGAAAGAUCUACAAGGGCUGUUCCUAUCCCGCUGAUGACUACAAGGACGACACAAUGAACUUUAUGACCUGCUACGGAAGCUGGUGUAACCAGCCUUUGAUGACCACACACAAAGAAAAAGAUCCAAGGUGUCAGCCAUACACAGCCAUUCAGUGUGGCAUGGACCUGGUGCCCAGUCUGGUUUUGAAUAGGAUGCCCAACCUAAGGGACGUGUAUAAGGCUGCAUGGUGUAUGGACCAGCAUACUUCCCACUGUAUGUACCGACACAACCAGGCCCCCGGUCAGCUCGGACAAAUCAUAAAGCGGACCGCUCUAGAGGGCGCUUGUGCCGGUGACGAGUCUCAGUAUGAGUGUGGACUACGCAGUGUCAUGGCUCUGGCCACGGCCAUCAACAAACCAACAGUGUCAGGGGCAGCUAUCUGCUAUGAAUUGAACGCCACUCUGGUUAUGAUCAGGACAGCCCAAGCUUACAACAGGUGUGGUGAAUACGACUCCAUCGCCGUGUACGAAGGACUGAAAACCAUCAUGCAGACCCUGGGCUACGAUUACUGCCCCGGGAUGAUGGCCCGAGAUAACGCAACCUGUGAGAGGAUGAGCCGAAUGAUGUACGGAGAUCAGAAGGAGGCACAGUGUGAGGUGGAAGAUGUGGCUGAGUGUGUGCAGGAUCAUCAGAUGUUAUACAGCCUGGUGAUGAUGUCAGACAUGGAGAAAAUGAAAGCAGCCAAGGAGGCUAGGCCCAGGGAUUAUGAUCAAGUGUGCAUGGAGUUAUUCAUGGCCUCACAGUGUAUAGCCUCCAAGGUCCGGGGCUGCAGUCAGUCCCUACAGAACCAGGUGAUGACCAAUGUGACUAAGAAGCUUGGGUUCUUCAUCAGACACUGCCCCAUCUCCAACAUGAUGCAUGAGAUGUGUAGCCCCAACCCCCAUACAAUGCCAGUCUGCGAUAUUGAGUAUGCCAACAUGGCUUGUCUUAGGAGGUUUGAUGUGGAAAGUGAUAUCUGCAAAGUGAACAGUACUCACCUGAAGACGACCCUAGAGUGCCUGUACAAUCACACCACCGGUUGUUCAGCGGUCCAAGGCCUACCUGUGUUUAACAAGAUGUUUGACAUCAUUGCCACUAUGACCAUGAAAUGUUCUGUCCUCACCAAAGUCGUCCAAAAUGACCAGGCAAUGUACAGGAUGGCUAAGGAGAUGAUAGCCAAGAUGGUGAUGGAGUACAAUGUGAUGAUACCCGGGGACAGUAUGAGGGACACCAAGCCAAUGUCGGGGGUCCUGGAGGCCAUGUUGAUGUCUAAGUAUGUACAGAAGACCAACAACCUGACCGGGGAGGUCGUGUUUGCCAGCAUGUCACCCAUGUUGAUGAAUGUCACUCUUACAAUGGAGAGUGCAGCACAGAUGGCUUUGUUUGGAGAUGAGACCAAAGGAGUAGCCGCCUGUCUACUGGACCAUGAAGCCAGUUUCCGCCGGGCACUGAUGUACCCCGACUGGUUUGGACUAUUACACUGUGAGUCUCUGGCUGAGUACCAGGCCUGUCUGUCUCGCCAAAGCCUAUCCCCCGUGGCUCAGAUCAACGUCAUGAACUCGCUUAACGAGGUGAACCAGUUCAUGGACAUGGCAUGCAAGGACUACUCCACACAGGUGAUGUGGAAAGGAUGGAUGCUGUGGAAUAUGACCCAGAGUAUGGCCAAGAUGCCAGCGUACAAACAGUUGGAGGAGCUGUCGAAGCACAUGGCCAACAGUACACAGAAAGAAAUGAACCUGACAGCUCACCAGGUGGCCAGCAUGCUGAACGCCAGCAUUGAGGCUGUGGUUGAUCGCAUGCUGCAUGGAGGAAAUGAGACUUGUGAUGUUUAUGCAAUUGCCACUAAAAUCUCUGAAUUCUCUGUACAACUUCUUGGUCCAUUCACACCAAGGUCACAGUAUCCUCUCCUGUGCGAUAUGUUAAACAACUCUGUUGUUCCGGAGUUGGAGCCUCUGAUGAGCAGGUGCUCUCCCAGUCACCAAGGACUGUACAGGGCCAUCCUAGGAGUCAUAGUCAAUCAGACCAACCCGAUCUGUCACCAGCCGGCCAUGAACAAUGUCAGACCCCUGCCAACCUGUCAGGUGGAUCAGGCCUUCGCCUGUUAUCUAGGAGUAUUCCCCUACCUCAGUGGUGUCAAUGCUCCGCAGGAUAAACUAUGCAGAGCUUACCACUACGCGAUGGACUGUGCAGAGAGACACACAGCUUGGUGUAGCUCGGACCAGAAGCAGGGCCUGACCUACAUUCAGGAUUAUGUCCAGAGCGUGGUCGGGGAGACCUGCCCCUUUGUCCAAGCUCUAAAGAAAUGCUACACUGGCAUCAGUAACAAUAAUGAAUGUAAUAUCAGGAAGGCUAAGGAGUGUAUCUCUGUUCUGGGAGACUACAGUAAAGGAGUCACCAAACAAACCUGCAGCAAACUUCCCCAGAUGAUGCAGUGCUUCAGCAGUCAAACAGCGGGCUGUUCAUCGUCGGAGACUCAUGAUGCCGCCUCCUACAUAGAGGUCCUGAUGCCCGUGUACAAGGUGUUCCCCGUCUGUUACAGUCAAGACGUUGCCAAUGAACUCUAUCAAUCAUGCCAGGCCCCGCCCACUUGUUCAUUGAAGGAGGCUGGACUAUGUUACGCUCCUUUACUGAACAAGAUGACUUGCAGUGAUCAAGAGGCCAAUAGCAUCAGAAGCUGUGCCACCAGCCAUCUCCGCGGCUGUAACCUGAUUCAGCUUGAGAUAUUCGACUCUCAGUUAUGGCUGGGCCGACAACGUAUGCCCUCUUGUAAGGCCUAUACCUUGGACAGCUCUCUCUACCCUCUCUCCAUGACCGCCGAGGCUCAGGGCUUCAACCAGUGUAAGGACACUUUCCUCCAGAAUAUCACCUCUGCCCUGGAAACUGGCAGUAACAAUGUUGAGAAAGUCUGCUUUAGUGUGCUGAUGAUGUAUGAGUGUCUGAUGUACAACCAGCCUCAGGAUGCCAGGGAUUUCCUGACCGCGAUGUAUGGAAACUCCUUCCUCGUAACCAGUACCCUCACCCAGCAGAUCUGUAUGGAGGUGUAUCAAGGAAAGGCCCCCCCGGAGCAAUAUUCUAGUGCUGACUCGUCCUGCGACACUGUGGCAGCGGCUCAGUGUUUGGCAACUUACUCCGUACCAGUCAUGUUCUCUGCCAGCCUGAACAGAGACGACAAGACAGCGUUCUGCUCUGACGGGGCCUUCCAAACGUGUUUGUCUGUGGUGAAAUCCACCCUGGCUGGAUGUACUCAUGCAGAAACCGAGCAGCUGAGUGCUUACCAUAGCUAUCUGGAGACCAUCAGGGAGUUCUCUGGAGUGUGCGAGGGCCACUUCGCCGCUUGUGUUCCAAUGGACGCAAUGACUUGCAGCAUGGAAACAUCCGAGAAAAUGAAGACCAUGAUGGCUAGAAACAUGACUCGUGAUCAAGAGAAAAAUCUUAACUGCAGUCAUUUUGAAUCCACAAUGAAUUGCGUAAGAUCCACAAUGUUUGGAUGUGCCAAGGAGAUAAAGAUGGAGGUUCGUAGCGCCACCGAGGAGGGAUUCUGUAUUGCUAGCGACAUCCUGAAGUCAUGUGACAUCCUUGAAAUGCAGGAACCUAAGAUGGACUUACCAAGCUGUAUGAAUGACAAAAAGAAGAUGUCUUGUAACAUGACGGCAGCCUAUGGGUGUCUGAAGCAUCUGUACUGGGAGCUGGAAAAUCCUUUUGUUGAUUGUAAUACAAUGCAUGAACCAUACACUCAUGCCAUGCAGUGCUACAUUGAGAACAUUGGUAACUGCUCCAUGGGACAAAUGAUGGUGGCCAACAAGAUGAUGGGUAUGAUACACCAGCAGGUGGGCAAUAUCUGUCCCAUGAUUCCUGGCCACGCCUGCCGUGAACCACCGAGCUGCGAGGCUGAUGAGGCCCGUUAUUGCAUUGAAUCGUUGGAUCACUUGUUAACCAAAGGAGGAGACAUGGAAAAUAAUCACAUGUGCCUGGCUGUGGAAAUGACAGAGGCCUGUGUGUACGACAAGACCCGCCACUGUUCUAUGUUCAGUAAGGGGGCACUGGAUAUGGCUCUGACAGAGGUCAAGGACAAAGCAGCCAUCUCCAGGAGGUUACAGUGUUCCAAUAACCUUGACAUGUGCAUGAGCAAGUUCUACUACUCUUCUCUUGGAGUCCUACAAGGAGAAAUCAUGAUGGCUAAUUUAUCUAAGUUACGGGACCACGUUACAUCACAGAUGAUGUUUGACAUGACCAUGGGCAUAGACCCCAUGAUGAAGAUGAGACAGUGGAACAUGUCCCUGGACAAUGUGUCCUCCUCCAUCAUCCACAUGAUGGCUAAAGAAACCAAAAUGUACAUGGAUGCGAUGAUGAAGGACGGCAUGAGCAGCGAGGAGAAGAUGAUCGCCUUUGACAUGCACAUAUUGGAGCUGAUGACUCGAGGCAUCAAGAGCCACCAAGAUAAGUACCUGAAGGUCAAAACCAUGCAGUGUGCCGGGGCCAUGCAGGCCUUCACUUGUGUCGUCAAUGAACUGCAGAGGUCAACUGGUCUCCAUAGUGAUGCUGUGGGCUUUAUCGCUAGUGUUGGAUCCAAUCUAUACGUUGUUGUCAGUGACAUGUGUACGAAGGAGAGAGCCUGUGAUCUGGUGCAGGAGCCAAGCACCUGUCAGAUCCUGCCAGCAGCCACUCUCAUCAUGCUCCAGGCCGGGGCAGUCAGAGACAUGAAGACAUUCUGUGGCAUGCUACCCCACACCAUAGAGAAUGUGACAGCCUUGACCCAGGGCUGUAUGGAUGAGGACAUGGCACAUCAUUUACAGAACGCCAUAACGGAUAUGAAGCAGGCCAAGGACACGAUGUGUAGGUCACAGCAACAGUGUCAACUCACUGCCGCCAAGAAGUGUGUGUCCGAAUUCCAGGCCAAUCCUAGCUGCAGCUCCUAUGAGAGUUCCUUGCAAUGUGUCACAGCCAACCUGAAGUCCUGUGAUACAGAGACAAUUCGUCAAGUUGAAUUGGAUUUACAGACAGCCUAUGCAAAGAUUGCAGCCGACUGUGUUCCGAUGCCUGAUCUAGUGUCAAGCAUAAGUUCAAGGUCCACUGUACGUCUGGUCGAAGGAGGGUCAGAACAGUUGCUAAACCUGAGACUCUCAGAGUCCCCAAGUGACCAGUGUGAGUCUGGAAAAACUUGUAAGGUCAAGGUCAAAGUUCAACUCAACAGUGACCCCGUCUCCACACCAAAAUGCAUUGGCUCUCAGAAGCACAUUCCUCAGGUUGUUGUUCACAAGGAUUCGUCUGUGGAUGAUCCAUGUUCCUUUACCUUCACCGCCGACAACUGGGAGAGAGGGACGGGUAUACCUCUUGUUGCCAGCAGUGACAUGCUGUACGACAAGGUGCAGGACGUCAACCUGAGCAUGGUGGUCGAGAAGUACUCAGACGAUCAGCUGGUUCUCACCCGCCAAAUGUCAGACAUUAAGCUGGUGGCAGCGGAUACAGAUCAGCCAGCCUUCUGUUCCGCCUUUGAUUCCUAUAUUCUGACCUUUGAUGGAAAAACAAUGAAGAACAGAUAUCAAGGAGAGUUCACUCUAUACAAACACAGCACCAUGCCAUUUGAGGUGCAUGUACUGAACCAGGCCUGCGGCUCACGGUCACGAACCUGUACUUGUGCAGCCAUGGUGAAGUCCGAGGACGACGUAUUAGUGGUUGAUGUGUGCAACAAGGUGGGUGGGUCCCCAGGGGAACAACCGGUCCGACUGUACAGGAAUGGGAACCUGACAGAGGGGACCAAGAUCUACCAGGACAACGACGGAAAACUCAUCACUGUGGAGCUUCCUACUGCUGGAUUCGUGAUGAUACAGACGGAGAAGAACAACAGACUGAGUGUGUUUGUGGUCCCGUCAUCACUGGACUGGCUCAGAUCGGAAGGUUUGUGUGGUGUUUAUGAUGGCAACAAGAACAAUGAUAUGGCCAUGCCAGUGACAGGAAAUCAGGCCGGCAAAGUGGCGCAUUUCAUCAAAGGAUGGAGAAAUAAGGCAGGAGACAGCUUGUAUGUGGGAGCAUCAGCUGAUCCAUCAUACCAGCCCCCAGUGUACUGUACCUGUAGUGGGGACAGCAGCCUGGUCCAGAACCACUGCCAACCCAUGCUCAUAUCCAACACCUGCCCUCUCAAUGCAGGGAAAGACGUUACCGCUGAGCUGGUAAAGCUUUCUAUGGCUGCUGACAACAGGAGAACCAAGAGAGCAGUGACCAGUCCAUGGGAAGGACUGUCUGGUAUUGACACAAGCUAUGACCCUCAGGACACGGAACUUGUGGUAUCUGCCUCGGGUAACUGGACCCUGGAGACGGCCGGACAGUAUUGUGACAGUGUGAUGUCAUCAAGCUCUAUCAUGGACAAGUGUCAGACACUGGUGGGCACCAGUUUCACUGAGGCCAUCAGGGACAUCUGUGUCCAAACUGUACUGACAAAUGAUGGAACUGCUGGUUUGUCUGUAGAUGAAAUUAUCAAGAUUCAAUGUGAGGCUCAGCUAGACAAGAUGGCACCAGUCAGUAGCACAGACCCCUCCUUCCAGACCCUCUCUACUGAAAUCAUGUCCCUGGUCUGUCCCAAUGACUGCAAUAACCAUGGCCAGUGUAGAGAAGGCAAGUGCAUCUGUUUCCAAGGCUACAUUGGAGCGGACUGUUCCAUUCAGGAGUCAGUAGCGCCCUCUAUCAGCAGCCUGGAGGCCGACGGCCUGUGUUCUCUACAGAGUGGUGGCUGCUCCACGGUGCUGGUGUCUGGUGGUCCAUUCGCUGAGAGUGAGUCCCCUAGGUGUCACUACCAGGCCACAGAGAUGACCACAUCUGGGUUCAGAACCACAGGGAGUGUCAUAAACUCCAAUGCACAGUUCAUGACGUCCACCUUGCUGGUUUGUACCAUCCCCGACUCUCUGCUGGCAGCUACUGGUGCCGCUGUCUCUGCUGUCAGUCUGUCUGUCAGUAACAAUGGACAGGCUGUCAGUCAGUCCAAGCUCUUCAUCGCCUACCAUCCUAUGUGUUACAGCUGUGACAGCGCCGGACAGUGUACAAGUCUGACAACUGGCUGUGUGAUCAAUGAUAAGUGUUACACCGCCAAUGAGGUCAACCCCCAGAGUAUCUGUGAAUUUUGCGAUCCUAUCACAACCACUACAGGCUGGACCAGGAAAAUCGUUCCUGGAUGCCCAGGGUCAGUAACUAACCCACCCACUAGUAACCCAACGAACCCACCCACCAAUAGACCCACCACCCCCAGCGACCCUAACGGGCAGGGCAAUCAGGGACAGGGCAAGGAGUGCUCUACCCCAGCCACCGUGGUCGAGCAAGAUAAAACACUAGCCACAAUCCUGGGAGCCUUCGCUGGUCUCUUCUUCCUCACCACCAUGGUGCUUGGAUGUAAAGCUUGUCGUAGUAACGGGCAAACAAAAAGCAAUACACUAAUGUCAGACGACAAGGUCUCCAGUUCUAAUUCAGCGUCUUCCAUAGAAGAGAAAACUAAUCCCGCUUUCAGCAAUGACAUGCACAACGACAGCAUUAAGGAUGUUGUUGUCGACCCCAACUCUAGUUAUGUGUAUGGCCCUGUACCCACCAAAACUGAGCCCAGAGCCAAAGGAGGCGACCCCACAACUCUCUACCCUGAUGCAGAAGCAUCCCUAAGUAGAGAACAGCUAUGAGGCCUAACAACUAACGCAUAGAAAGUCUUCUAGUAGCAGUGGAAACUCUUCACGGCCUAGUAGUGUAGAAGAUCCCAAGGAAUAUGAUAACGUAGGCUUCUCCUCUUAUAGUAAACAAAACGUGUACAGUGCGGGUCCUAUAGUCGAGAACCCACCCUCAGCUCAGCC
This is a messenger RNA of Magallana angulata, 22157 nucleotides long. RefSeq lists its product as uncharacterized. Lineage: Eukaryota; Metazoa; Mollusca; Bivalvia; Ostreida; Ostreidae. The record is from RefSeq and is a predicted model, not a curated record. The transcript is spliced from 101 exons. Bases 126 to 21989 code for a protein of 7287 amino acids.